Messenger RNA from Oreochromis niloticus (Nile tilapia), 3837 nucleotides. It is a transcript of the gene coq10a, whose product is annotated as coenzyme Q10A. The transcript has 6 exons. Lineage: Eukaryota; Metazoa; Chordata; Actinopteri; Cichliformes; Cichlidae. Bases 286 to 1035 code for a protein of 249 amino acids. Gene Ontology annotation, cellular component: mitochondrion. Gene Ontology annotation, molecular function: ubiquinone binding. Gene Ontology annotation, biological process: cellular respiration. The record is from RefSeq and is a predicted model, not a curated record.
UUGGGAGGAAUCGAUCACAGAAGAAAGGAACGAUUUGUCCCACCGGCGUUUUAUUUAGCAGCAGAAGGUCGUUCGCAGCUGACAGCAGUUUGGUAAUAUUUAUAGCCAGAAAGUGACGUAAAUAAUUUAACUUUGUUUCAAGUUUGGAACUCGACGCGCGGAGUAAUCGUGCAGGUUGGACUGGACCUUUGAAUCUCUGUGCCCUCGGUCUUGAAGCAGACCCCGGGCUCGGCUCGGCUCGACCGACCCAGAAUCUCCCUCCCUUGAAGCGGAGAGGCUGACUUGAUGGCAGCCUCGACCGGUGCCCGGAGAUUACCCAUGGGUGUUCGGACGUUCAGUGACUUUCUCCAGAUCGCCACUGUGGGCUCCCCUCGCUCGUGUCGCACGGCGGUGCAAAGAGGAUGCCUGCGACAAAACAUCAGACACUUGUCGUCAUGUGGCAUUUUGAUGACAAGAAGUCCCAGGGUGCUUUGCCUUCAAGAUUGUGACACAAUGACAGCGGUUUCCCAAAGCAGAAGCUUCAUCAGCCUCACCAACAAAAGGAAGGAGUAUUCUGAACGUAGAAUACUUGGGUAUUCUAUGCAGGAAAUGUAUGAUGUUGUGGCCAAUGUUGACGAGUACAAGCACUUUGUGCCUUGGUGUAAGAAGUCCCAGACCAUCAUGAAAAGAGCAGGUCACUCCAAAGCCCAGCUUGAAGUGGGAUUUCCUCCAGUAGUGGAAAGAUACACAUCUAUGAUCACAAAUGUUAGACCUCAUCUAGUCAAAGCAGUGUGUACAGAUGGAAAGCUCUUCAAUCACCUGGAGACGAUAUGGCGCUUUAGUCCUGGCAUUCCCGGUUACCCUCGUACCUGCACCGUAGACUUUUCUAUAUCCUUCGAGUUCCGCUCUUUGCUGCACUCACAGUUAGCCACGAUGUUCUUCGAUGAAGUCGUAAAGCAGAAUGUUGCUGCAUUCGAGCGGCGAGCCUGCAAGCUUUACGGCCCAGAGACUCGUAUCCCACGAGAGCUGAUGUUUCAUGAGGUGCAUCAGACGUGAUCUCAGCAACUGUACGUCUUCAUCUGGCCUUAAACCGUACCCCCUUUAUUCCCUCAAUAAACUUAAACCUGCAUGAUGUGGCUUAGCAGGCCACUACAUCAAAUCUCCACUGCUUCAUAGAUGUCAUAGCGGCUACCGAAGGUGUAGUGCAUCUAACGCUUGUAAGCAUAAUGUUGUAAUUCCUGCCUUAGUAAAUUCUUGCUCACCUCCCUUCUCAUUGUGUUACGUUUGUCCAUUUUCUGUCUACCUCCAGAUUAGGGUGUCCUUGUUUAGCAGAAAGAACAGUAAGUCAUCGCAGCAUUGUGUUACAUUGUGUUGGAAACUCAUUUAUUACUUUAAACUUAAACUUCGGUUUUUCUAUAAGACCCAGAGUCCCUUUUGCUGAAGCAGUUGUCUCACUGUAACUUGAGGUUACUACUAUCAAGUGAACUUCAGCUCUAAUAUAUUGGGAAAGCACAUUCUUUGCCUUUACACUUAGCAUUUACUUCAUUUCAAAUGGAAAUAGUAAUAUAUAGUUUGAAAUAAAGUACUGGUAUUGCUGCAAAAUAAUAUUGCUUUUAGUUCUUUAAUUUAUUCAGCAGCAGUUAUUGACCAGUUUUAUAGGGGUUCAUAUUAACAGUGCCAUGCUAAAAGAGCAUUAUUGUAGGUAGGUUAGUAUGAAGUGCAGAGGAGGAAAAUUAGCUGUGGUCUCAGUUAACUAGUAUUUGAGAAAUGUCACUUUAACUUGGAUGCUGUGAGGAUUGGGCUUUAGAACGCUAAAAAAGAAAAAUUAGCAUACUAGUUUUAAUAAUGCCUUGUUUUACAGCCCAGCACUAGUAUCAGUUAGUAAAGGUGGGGAAAUAAGAAUUGGCACAACCAAGAACCCCUGUUGAAACGGUGAAAAAUCUGCAGUACUGUAAAAAGUAUCGCAAAGAAUGUAAGAAGAGUACAAUGUUACACUCAAAAAUUAUCUUUAUGAUUGAUUAAAAACAAAAUUAGAAAUUAAAGAUGGCUUCUUGUGAAUUGAAUGUGGCUUAUAUUGUGAUUUGAUCAAAAGUAAAUAAAUAUUGGCAUGUUAUGUGGAUUCUGACUGUUAGGAGUCAGUUUAGGUCAUAAUUUAAAAAAUGUAGGUGUGUCCUUGCUUAGUGGGCUGUUUUGUGUUUAGAUUUUUUUGAAGGUGAUCCGGAGGAUGAAACACUCCAGUCAUCUUUCUAUAAAUUGUAGUGGUGGGCUGUAGAAUAAAACAUUACUUAUUUAUCAUUGAUUUUCAUGCUUAUUUGUUGACAUUUUGGCUUAUCUUUACACACAUUUUGAUGCAUGGAUAUAAGGCAAAUAUAUUUGUAGCAUUUAUGUGUUGCAUUGUCAGGGCUUGACCUAAAUUUAAAAUAAAGCAGCCCCUUCACAUUAUUCUGUGACAAAGGGCUAUUAAAGGUAACUGAUGUAUUUUGCCACAUUUUAAAGGUGACUCGUAAGUUAAAGUUGCUAAAGAAGUCAUUUAGUGUGAAAAAUGUUUCAUUUUGUCCAAAUGGUCCAGCAAAGCUAAAAGGUGUUUUUGUAUUUUUGUGAAACUGAAGUAUUUUGUUUUAUUUUUGGUUAGUAAGGUGAUUUGGAAAUUAAGAAAAAUGAGUCAUCGAAACCCAAGACAGGUGUAUUCAGUCUGAGAAUCACUGUUACUAUUUAAAAAAAUAAAUACAUUUAAAAAUAGUUGGAGGCAAAAUCAUUGAAUACCAUUUUUGUGUAUUCUGUUGUAAUUUGGCAUUUGUGUACUAUCAAAAUUUGAAAUGAAGCAAUCAAGAUAUGAUUGAAGUGUAGUUCCAGCGUCUUUUUUUUUUUUUUUCUUUGAGCAGUUUAACAAAAGUAUUGCAUUAACCGUGUAGUUUUAUUUAAGAUGGUCCUACCAUUGCCAGACUCGAAGUGGACUAACAUGAUUAUAAAUAAUGUUGAUGGAAAUGUGUCGUGUUGUUAACGUUGCAUCACAUUAGAAUUCAUCUUUACUCUCAAGGUUUUUUUGUCUUUAAGUGUAUUACAGAGAGAUUUUGUUUGUUUUGUUUUUUUUCAUUGUAGGUGCCAAUCCUUAUAAGAAAAGAAGGGGCAGUGUAAACAAAAAUAUUUUUCGAAUUAGCCUAUUAUGCUUUUCCUGAUUUUCUGACAUAUACAUAUAGAUUCUUAUAAUAGUGAAUGCUCAUAUUAAAUAUGCCAAAAAUUUAACAUAAAGAGGUCAGCGUAUGCACAAGUAAUGCCUGUGAGCCAAACGCUCAGGUUCCAGGCAGGUUUUUCUACUGUCUGCACUAUAUGAUGUCAGUGACAGUGGUUAUCUCAGGCACACUGCUUGGGUUAUGAGCUCAGAAGCCCCGCCCACCUCCUGUUCUAACCUCCUGUUUGUAAAGGCUGCCCAAUCAGAAAGGUGGAGGAACUAAAACAGGUUAUUUCAGACAGUGGAUGAACUGAGAGGCUGCACCAAGCUGUAGUAUAAGAUAAACAAGGAUUAUUUUGAACUGUGACUCAUGCAAAGCUACUCUAGUACAGUCCAGAUGAGCAUAAAGGGUUCACUUGAAAUUAUAGUAACCCUGAUAACCCUUCGACCCCUCUGUACAUUUCCACAUCAAUAUUCAUGCUGCGGGUGUAUUAAUGACCAUUGGUCUUAAUGCAGGCAGCCUUGUAUGUAUAAAAGGAGAUAUAAAUAAAUAUCAAUCACUUGUUGCUUCAAUCAAAAUUAUUUUCACAGUUUUGGAUUUCAGUUGCUUUUUUUUUUGCAAGCAGAAAAUGUAUCUAUGUAAAUAUCGGUGUAUUUUAAAUUUGUAUUUAAAUAAAAAGGAGCUGUCA